UCAGGUGCUUCAUCUGUGAAACCGUUCGACCUGAAGUCGUGUCGAAGCAAACUAGAAGAACAUUACCAAAAAACAGCAACUGUGCCCACCUCUGUUUGGUGUAAGAAAUCCGUUGUCGACAUUCGCCAGAUCUACACUCGACUGUCCUGGGUGAAAGACGAGCAAACCCCAGCUGGAACAACGCAGUCUGAACUGAAGCAUUACAGUGACCUUUUCACUGCAAACAAGAACGGCUUUAUUCCAAAGAGAAUUCUCGUGCAAGGACAGACGGGAAUUGGAAAAAGCACGUUUGUUAAGAAACUGCUUGUGGACUGGGUUGAAGUUAAUAAGAAGACUGGUGAUGAGCAAGCAGCUGGUCUGAAGAAUUUUGAGCUUGUGGUUGCUGUAAAUCUCAAAGAAGUGUCCAAAUGUCAAAGCCUUAAAGAUGUCAUAAGACUCUCUAAUGUGUUUGCAAAGGAGGACAAAUAUAUGACAGAAGGCCUUGUUGAUUAUAUCAGUAACAACCAAGAGAAAGUUCUUCUGAUCUUUGACGGCUACGAUGAAUACCGCAGUGGAUGUGACUCGGAAAUAUACGAGAUUUUUAGUGGAAACAGCCUGAGAAGCUGUUGUGUAUUAAUAACAACUCGUAUUUCAAAAGCUGACGAGCUACGAGGUGGUGAAGACCUGCAUGCUGAAAUCACGGGGUUUAGCAAAGUGGACAGAAAUGAGUUUAUGCGUAGAUUUCUCAAGAGCGAAGAAGUUUCAGAGUUACAGGAUCACUUAGAUGAGAUGAAUUUAAACCAACUGGCAAAAUUCCCAUUACUUCUCCUGUUUUUCUGUACACUGUGGAGACAGGGGCAGUCGAAAAGCUUUCCAAAAUCUAAAACUAAAUUGUACGUGGACAUCGUCCAGUUCAUUUUAAAUCACGGCCAUAGCAAGAAAACAGGUGAUGAAACAAAAACAAAGCGGUAUGUGAAGCUAAACUCUUUCAAAGAGAUCCUCUGUGAAAUAGGUAAAGUUGCUCUACAAAGCCUGUUAAAGGAUGAUCACUUAUUUGAAUACAGUCAGUUGUCCGAUUCUGUCCGUUGUGGUGAAAGCGUUGUCGUUGGUUUGCUUCAAAUCACCGAAUACUCAGAAACCUUACAACCAGUUGGAAAGGUUUCCUUUAUUCACAAGAGCAUACAGGAGUUCCUUGCCGCAUGGUAUAUCACCUACAGAUGUAUAGCUGUAGAAGGGAAUCUCGGUGAGAUUGGUGUGAAGUUAGAGGAAUGCUUGGAGCUACAGAAUGUUUUCCAGUUUAUGUGUGGCUUGAGUAAAGAUGGAGCGUUGGCGGCUUUGAAGCAUUUAAAGUCUGUCAGAAUCUCAGAUCCUUCGCUGGAUUUAUCUAAGACAAUACCGCACGGAGGAAACAAAAGUAAUGUGUCUCUAAAUGUUGUCACAAAGCGUCAGUGGCAAUUCAACGAUUUGGUUUUAGAUUUAUUUGAAGAGGUUGAAUCAAAAGCUGAGCUUUCACGGACUUGUUUGGAUUGCCUUGAGAGUGUCCUUCUUUCUUCAACAAGAUCACUUCCUAAAGAACUUCUGAUUAAAGCAACGGAUACCAAUUCUUUUUCUUUGAUUAUUAGUAAAAUAGGCGAGUUAUCGAAUAAGAUGGUUAAAUUACUGGUUAGUAAACGUUCUAAAGCUUUCAACGUUGCAGAUUUCUUAGAAAAACUCGAAAAUUUAUCUCUUUCGUCUCCAUGUAACUGUUGGUUUGCUUCAAUAUUUUGUUUUCGUAACGGCCAGGGUUACGUUUUCUUCACAGACUUGUUCCUGCGGUGCUUGCCCCACGCCAGGCUAUUUACUGACAAAGUUAAUUUUUCUUUUUUAAGCUCAGCACUUAACUUUUUGCGUUCUCUUCAUUUUUACCUUGGCUGUAAUGACUCUAUUUGUCAUCUGUUGGAACAGGUGUCAAAUCCGCACAGAUGCAGUCUUUUUAUCAAGCAUUGUUCCUUAACGUCAAAAGGAGCAGUAGAGUUUGCAUCUUUGUUACCAAGGUUUCAAAAAGUCACUCAUCUUAACCUUGAGUUGGCUGAAUGCUCUGCAGUAGCAGUAUCAAAAUUGUUUGGUGCCAUUAAACACGAGUCUCUCGAGGAACUGGAACUAAGUGAAAUUACCCUGACGCCAGCAGUUGUCGAGUCACUCAGUAAGUCGUUUCCGGAAUUAACAGCCUUACGAAUACUGCAAAUGAAAGGUUCUUGUGGAUGCAAUCUGUACUUACGGAUUCCAGUUCACAGUUUGUCGUUUCAAACACUGACGAUAACAGGCUUGACUGAAAACGCUGCAAAAGCAAUAACAAGACUUUUUGAUGUUUUUAAGCACAAACCUGUGGAUGAAGUGGAACUGAGUGUAAUCAAGCUGACGUCAACAUUAGCGGACGCUGUUGGUCAGUUGUUGCCUGAGUUAUCAACCUUAAGAAGACUGAGCAUAGUUUCCUUGAAUGAGUGCUCUGAUGAAGCAGCAACAAAAUUGGUUGCCGCUAUCAAACACAAGACUCUCGAGAAACUGGAACUGAGUGAAAUCAACCUGACGUCAGCAGCAGCCGAGGCGCUCGGUCAGUUGCUGCCUGAAUUAUCAGUCUUACGAACACUGAGCUUAGGUUCCUUGACUGAGUGUUCUGAUGAAGCAGUAACAAAAUUGGUUGCCUCUAUUAAUCACAAGAAUCUCGGUCAAUUGUAUCUGCAUGGAAUCAACUUGACGUCAGCAGUAGCCGAGGCGCUCUGUCAGUUGUUGCGUGAACCAUCAUCCUUACGAACGCUGAAGUUACGUGGCUCAGAUGGGUGUACUUUGUGGUUAUCGUUAUCAACACUGGAAAUAAGUGGCUUGACUGAAGGCUCUGCUGAAGGAGUGUUAAGUUUGAUUGAGGUAAUCAAGAAUAGGACAAUUGCGAAACUGGAACUGAGUAUCAUCGACCUGACAUCAACAGUAGCCGAGGCGCUCGGUCAGUUGCUGCCUGAAUUAUCAGCCUUACAAACACUGAGCUUAGGUUCCUCGACUGAGUGCUCUGAUGAAGCAGUAACAAAAGUGGUUGCCUCUAUUAAUCACAAGAAUCUCGGGCAACUGUAUCUUCAUGGAAUCAACUUGACGUCAGGAGUAGGCGAGGCGCUCGGACAGUUGUUGCGUGAACCAUCAUCCUUAGAAACACUGGAGUUUUGUGGCUCCGAUGGAUGCACUUUGUCGUUAUCGGGUCCAGAUUCCAUUUGGAAGAUACCAAGACUGGAAAUACAAGGCUUGACUGAAAGCUCUGCUGAAGGAGCGUCAAGGUUGAUUGAGGUAAUCAAGAACAGCACAAUUAAGGAACUGAAACUGAGUAACAUCGACCCGACGUCAGCAGUAGCCGAGGGUCUCGGUCAGUUGUUGCGUGAACCAUCAUCCUUAGAAACACUGGAGUUUUGUGGCUCCGAUGGAUGCACUUUGUGGUUAUCGUUUCCAGUUUCCAUUUGGAAAAUACCAACACUGCAUACAGAUCGCUUGACUGAAAGCUCUGCUGAAGUAGUGUUAAGUUUGAUUGAGGUAAUCAAGAACAAGACAAUUGAAAGACUGAACCUGCGUUAUAUCGCCCUGACAUUAACAGUAGCCGAGGCGCUCGGUCAGGCGCUGCCCGAAUUAUCCUUACGAAAACUGAUGAUAAGUGGCUCGGUUAGAUGCAGUUUACAACAUAAGGAACUGGAGGCGCUGUUUGGCAGAUUUAACAGACCCUCUUCUUUGACUGAAUUGUCCAUUACUCAUUUCAGUGCCAGAGGAAGUCUUGGUUCAAUUGCGAACAAACUGUGCUUCUUUCCCAGCUUGAGAGUAUUAGAACUUGAAGACUUAAAUAUGGGUGAAGCUGACUUGUCUGAUUUGCUCGAGAAUUUGAAGUUCACGCCUAAUCUCCUAUUUUUGUCGCUGAGGGACAAUCCACUGGGACACGCAGUAAGAUCAAUGAUCCCAUACUUGAUUGAACAGCGAAAACUUGUAGUGGUUUGUUUUCGGCGGCGAGAUUGUUCAGAAGAAGAUUUGAAGUAUGUUCAGGAGGCCGUCAAAGAAAAACGACCUAAACUGAUAAUUUGUGUGUGGUAA
This is a messenger RNA of Porites lobata, 4074 nucleotides long. NCBI's taxonomy places the organism in Eukaryota, Metazoa, Cnidaria, Anthozoa, Scleractinia, Poritidae. The record is from the annotation of a GenBank genome assembly.